AUUUUAGAUCUACUUUUUCCGACCCUUUUUAUCAUUUCUUUGAUUUACAAAGAAAUUUGUGAUUAAAUUUUAAUACGAAAAUGAGUUACAGAAGAGAGUCUCCGUGUAUGAAGUACUUCGAGAAGGCUAGAGGGGAUCCAGGAGUCAGAAAGAGUUUGUCCGCCACUCGAUUUCCUCCCAUCCGUCGCACAAGUGAUCCAUCGAGUGAUGAUUCCGAUGACUUCCAUCAGUUAGACAUAGGAGAGGAUCAGUCGUCAUCCAUCUCCAGAAGCAGCUCCGAGUCGUGUCAUUCCUUGGGCUCCAAUCGAUGUCAAUUGCGAAAAUUAGAUGAAAUUCGGUCAUCGCGUUCAUCGCUCAACAAAAUGCAAUUAUUUGACGACAACUUUCACAAUAAUAACAACGAAUCGUUGGAUGACUUUAAGUCGAGAUUACGGCUGAGAAGAAGUGUCAAAAAUAGAGAUCAGAGCUAUAAUUACGGCGAUAAUGAAGGCGACAGAAGCGACUUCUCGUAUGACAGCGCGACCAAAGAAGCGCACGAAGAGAUACUGAGAAACGCUGAGUCCCUGAGACUGGAACAGGUCAGACAUCCCAAACCAUCCCUUCCAUCCCCAUUAGGCCCCAGAGGUUGCGAUUGA
Molecule: messenger RNA, 635 nt
Organism: Medioppia subpectinata
Lineage: Eukaryota; Metazoa; Arthropoda; Arachnida; Sarcoptiformes; Oppiidae
Source: the annotation of a GenBank genome assembly